UAAUUUGAACUUCUUGUAUUUCUGUCUUCCACUGUCACUUCCCAGCUCUAGAGAAGUUUGUUGAUUGAUAGUUUGACACCCUGUGAACUCACUGCUGGUUCAACAUGUCUGCACCUGCACCUGAACCUGUGCGAAUUGAGAAAGUCCUGAAAGAACACCUGGACAAUCUGAAUGAAAAGGAGCUCAGGAAUUUUCAGUGGUAUGUGACAUUGCAUCGGGGAACUGACGGUAAAUCCAUCGCGAAGAGCCAGCUAGAAAACGCUACCAGAGAGGAAACUGUGGAUAAACUUGUUUCUUUUCACGGGGAAAGCGGCGCUGUGGAAAUCACAGUGCACAUCCUCAUGAAUCGCAUGAAUCACAUGGACCUGGCAACAAGGUUAACUCAAGCCAUAAUGCGCCGAAACGUGGAGCAGCAAAUACAUGAACUGUUGUCCUCCGCUGUGAGAGACACACAGAGAUUCACAGAUUCAGAUUUGACUAUCACUCAGGAUCUUACCUGUUCAGUUUGCCUAGACAUUUUCACUGAGCCUGUGAUGCUGCAGUGUGGCCACAGCUUCUGUAGGACCUGUGUGCACAACAAGGAGAAGGGGAAAAUCUCUCCAAAGUGCCCACUUUGUAACCAAAUUAUACAAAUUGACUUUGAACCUCAAAUUAAUUAUGCUCUGAAGAAUUUGAGUGAAAACUAUAGAAAAGGAAGAAGAGGAGAUCUCAGAAAUGACAUAUUUCAGACUCCUUCCAGGUCCAUCAAAGAGAAGCGGGAAACUUUUGAAAAGGUCAAAGAAUUUUGUGAUUCAUCCAUUGAGCAGAUUAUGAGUCAGAGACACGACGCAAAGAAGAAGAUUACGGACGACUUCAAGAAGCUUAAUUUCGUCCUCAAGAGAGAGGAAGAAACCAGCAUAGCUGAAUUAGAAAAAGAAGCAACUCAGAAGAUUGGUAUGAUGCAGAAGGUAACAGAGCUCAGCAGAGACGCGUUCUUGCUCUCUGACACUAUAAAAGACCUGCACGAUUUAGGGGCUGACAACUCGCAGCCUACUUACAGAACUUUAGGACUGAAAUGGAACGAGCUCAGAAUGUACUGCCAGAUCCACAGCUACUUCCACAAGCACUGAUAAAUGUUUCCAAACAUGUG
Etheostoma cragini (Arkansas darter) is the source of this 1129-nucleotide messenger RNA. Its product is annotated as tripartite motif-containing protein 6-like. Lineage: Eukaryota; Metazoa; Chordata; Actinopteri; Perciformes; Percidae. Bases 105 to 1109 code for a protein of 334 amino acids. The record is from RefSeq and is a predicted model, not a curated record. The transcript is spliced from 6 exons.